Trypanosoma theileri is the source of this 447-nucleotide messenger RNA. RefSeq lists its product as uncharacterized. The transcript has a single exon. Lineage: Eukaryota; Euglenozoa; Kinetoplastea; Trypanosomatida; Trypanosomatidae. Bases 1 to 447 code for a protein of 148 amino acids. The record is from RefSeq and is a predicted model, not a curated record.
AUGAUGCAACCCCGCUGCCCCCCAAUAUCUGACAUGAAUUUGCUUCCUCCUUUUGUCAAAACCAAGCAAACGCAUAAACAGAAACGAACAAACACAUAUUCCAUAAAGUUCCUAUUAAUCCCAACAAGAGCGUUCCAUGACAGGAAACGGAAAGGCAAGGCGUUGAAUAUCAAAUUUCCCAUUCUACCGGAAGAAUCGCCCGAGAGGAAUUACGAAGUGGGAUAUUCUAAAGCCCCUUCCUCCCCAGAACCACCACCCAGUGGAGUGCCUAGGGGGUGGGUGUGGCGGAGAGAAAACACCAAACUUAAAUCCUUUCCAAUCGUUCAGCCAGAGGCUCUUUUAUAUCACAACAAAACCGAAGGAAAGAAGAAGACCACACAACCCCUCAAAAGCCUGAACUGUCAUAGGCCAUAUCCGGAUGAUUAUUCUUUUCACGCACUCCCAUAA